Messenger RNA from Haliotis rubra (blacklip abalone), 1583 nucleotides. RefSeq names its product mucin-2-like. Bases 298 to 1581 code for a protein of 427 amino acids. The record is from RefSeq and is a predicted model, not a curated record. The transcript has 10 exons. NCBI's taxonomy places the organism in Eukaryota, Metazoa, Mollusca, Gastropoda, Lepetellida, Haliotidae.
GUUGAGUUAUUAGACGUAUUUGAAAAGGCCACAGGAGAAUCAAUUGGACCCAGCACUUUCGAGUUCCUUAUCAACAGACCUCUUGAAAGCAUCAUUUUGCCACAAAGCGCGACUCUUUCACGUCUUGAUAUCUGUGAACAUGAAACUACAGGGACAACUACAAGUGGGACAACAACAACUAGUGCAACGACAACCACAAGUGGAACAACCACUACCAGUGCAACGACAACCACAAGUGGAACAACCACUACCAGUGGAACAACAACCGAAACGACCCCAUGUGACAAGAUUGAUCUGAUGAACCCAAGUGAGAACCCAUCACCAGCACCGACAUCAUCCCCAGUCGGUAAUGGAGGAGACAACCCUCUGUCGGAAAUACCUUUGGACGAGUCACCCUUCGUUGACUCAGUGAAGGGCACAUCUCCAACGAUCUUCACUUCAGUGCCUUCUCAGGAAACAACCAACCCUCAGGAGACUGAGUUCCCUGUCAAACCUUCGACUGAUAAGAUUAUCUUGGUAACCAAAGAGAAACCUGACGACUUCACAGUCAAUGGGACACCAGUUGAUACCUCUAGCAGUACCGAAGGCACCGUUGAUGGCACACCCGUUUUCCUCACUACUGUGCCACUUACACCAAGUACAGAUCCAGUGACAGUAAUCACUCCAGCUGGAAAAGACAAACCUGAAGUCUUCCAAGAAAUUGAGGGCAAUCCGGAUACAGCAAAUCCUUCUCUUUAUGAAGUUCCCGUCAAUGGUCCAGUAUCAAAAAUUCUUGUGCCAGGAACUAGCUCGGUAUCUGAAAUUGUCAUAUGCCAGCACGAGACAACAGGGACAACCACAAGUGGAACAACUACAACCAGUGCAACGACAACCACAAGUGGAACUACCACAACCAGUGGUACAACAACCACAAGUGGAACAACCACUACCAGUGGAACAACAACGGAAACGACCCCAUGUGACAAGAUUGAUCUGAUGAACCCAAGUGAGAACCCAUCACCAGCACCGACAUCAUCCCCAGUCGGUAAUGGAGGAGACAACCCUCUGUCGGAAAUACCUUUGGACGAGUCACCCUUCGUUGACUCAGUGAAGGGCACAUCUCCAACGAUCUUCACUUCAGUGCCUUCUCAGGAAACAACCAACCCUCAGGCUACUGAGUUCCCUGUCAAACCUUCGACUGAUAAGAUUAUCUUGGUAACCAAAGAGAAACCUGACGACUUCACAGUCAAUGGGACACCAGUUGAUACCUCUAGCAGUACCGAAGGCACCGUUGAUGGCACACCCGUUUUCCUCACUACUGUGCCACUUACACCAAGUACAGAUCCAGUGACAGUAAUCACUCCAGCUGGAAAAGACAAACCUGAAGUCUUCCAAGAAAUUGAGGGCAAUCCGGAUACAGCAAAUCCUUCUCUUUAUGAAGUUCCCGUCAAUGGUCCAGUAUCAAAAAUUCUUGUGCCAGGAACUAGCUCGGUAUCUGAAAUUGUCAUAUGCCAGCACGAGACAACAGGUAAGGCUGCACAUAUGUACCUUGUGUUUAAGAAUGCUUCGCAUUUCUUGGACCGAAUGGAACCAUCAAUCUGAUU